This is a messenger RNA of Entamoeba invadens IP1, 516 nucleotides long. RefSeq lists its product as hypothetical. The record is from RefSeq and is a predicted model, not a curated record. The transcript has a single exon. Lineage: Eukaryota; Evosea; Mastigamoebida; Endamoebidae. Bases 1 to 516 code for a protein of 171 amino acids.
AUGACUCAAAUGACUUUUACAGGUCCAACGACAGCACUAACUCCAGUCCCGUACAUGUGUUCUUAUACAUUUGAGAUACCAAGUUCAGAAGAGAGUUUUUCAGACAUUUUAGACAUAUUAAUGGAUAUCAUCAAACAAUUUUCAAAAUACAUCCGUGGCUUCACGGAUAUCACAACGAAGUCGUAUGAGUUCAUAAUGAAUUUUUUCAAAAAUACGUGGGUAGGCAAGAAAAUAUUUUCUUUGUUAAGACAGAUGGUUGGCUUCUACGACAUUUUUGUUGACAUUGAAAAUCUGAAAAAAGACGAACAGCUCAAUGAAGACAUUGAGGAAUUGAAACUUCGUACUUUAUUUUUGAAAAUAAAAAUUAUACAAUGGAAGAAAACCAUAUGGGACAAAGGGGUCGUUUCUUUAUUCGCCGAAUUAAACUACAAAAAUUUGGAAAAUCGCGCCAAAAAAACUGUUCUUGAAGCGUCCCAGAAAAUUGCAGGGUUUGUCAAUUCGUUCUUCAAAAAGUAA